UGUCAGUCUGCUAGAAUUUUCUGAAUGUUUCAAUAAUUUAUGUUUUUAAAAUGUUUACUAUAACAAAACGGCUAUAUUUAUUGAAUUCAACAAUAUCUAGGCAAUGUGUUAAAUUUUCAAGUGCAAAGAAAAACCCUGGAAUCGAAAGGCGAGGAGCAGCAAUACAGCUAGAUAAACUGGAUGAAAUGGAAGAGCAUGAUAUUGAUGAUUUCGAAUCAGAUUUUAUGAAUGUUCAUCAAAGCCACAAAGAGUACAUAAGAGAGGCGGAAGCCCAAAAGGAAAGGCUUAAAUACCUUAUAGUCAAACAGAAAUAUUUCAAAGAAAAAUAUCCAAAUUUUCUAUAUUGGAAUGAAAAAGAGCAAAUUAAGUAUUUACACAACACUAAUCCAGAGGAAUGGACUAUCGAAAAUCUCUCGGAAAGUUUUCCAGCUACUCCAGAAGUCAUUACAAAAAUUUUAAAAGCCAAAUAUUCUAAAGGAGGCUCAAAAAUAGAAAACCACGAUGCCAAUGUAGAGAAAAAUUGGAACGAAUUUAAUAGAGGGAAUCUGAAAAAUUUACCUUCACAUUUAGUCGAACAUUUACAGAAAUUUACAAAUAGAAAACGAAUCACUCAGCCAGUUUUUCAAAAGCCAGAAGUGAUAAAUAGGCCGAAAGGUCGGACAGAAUUCUCGGAAAUAAUCACUAGCUACCACAAUUUAAAAAAUAAAGAUGCUAGUGAUGAAACAAGCAGGAAUAUCAGUUUGGAUCUAAGACAUUCAUUCACACAAAAUCAAAAUAAUGUAAACGAAGGUGCUUUAAUUAUAGAAAAGAGUAAUUUGACAGACAAACGUGUUACUACUUUAAAAGGUUUACAAGAAAGAAUAGAAAAGAAAGUGAGUAAAGGAAAGGAUUUGUCCGAAGAAGAAAAAUUAAUCUACAAAGAUUUAGCAGAACCAAAAUCUGAAGAAACUUGUAUUAAUAUCAAAAACGAGGAUUUAGUUGCAAUAUCAGAAAACAAAUACACCACCAGUAGCGGACAUUUAAUGAUGGCCAAAAAAGAAAAGGACUAUUCUCAUCUUAUUUAUCCAGAAAAAAUUAGUAUUCCAAAAAAAUUAAAGAAAAGAGGUUAUACAUACAAAUUAAACGAUUGUUACUAUGAUGACGAUGGUCAAUUUUUGUAUAGAGUACCUGGUAUGGAUUAAG
Messenger RNA from Phyllotreta striolata, 1182 nucleotides. The record is from the annotation of a GenBank genome assembly. Lineage: Eukaryota; Metazoa; Arthropoda; Insecta; Coleoptera; Chrysomelidae.